Messenger RNA from Emiliania huxleyi CCMP1516, 714 nucleotides. RefSeq lists its product as hypothetical. Bases 1 to 714 code for a protein of 237 amino acids. The transcript has a single exon. The record is from RefSeq and is a predicted model, not a curated record. NCBI's taxonomy places the organism in Eukaryota, Haptophyta, Isochrysidales, Noelaerhabdaceae.
AUGGCCGAGGGCCGUCACACGCUCGUGAUGGAGCUCAUCGCGCUUCAUCCGCGGGAGUACGCGCUCGUCAACUCUCGCGUGCUUGCGCUUUCGGCGGUGAUCACCUCCGCGCUCGUCGCCCACUGCGUCACGCUUCUCAACGACAGCAGCGUCGAGCCGGCGACGCCGGCGACGCCGUGGCUGCGUGCGGCGUGCAUGGUCCGCGUGCUCGCGGCGCUGCCGCGCCCCUUCGCCUGGUACCGCAUCUAUGUGCUGCACGCCGCGGCGCUCAAGCAGCCCGAGGUGCUGCGCGUGGCACACCGCUGCCUCGCCGCGCUGGAGGACCCGUUCGUGCGGCUCAACAAUCGGCUGCGCACAGCGUACGUCACCUGGCUGGUCGCGAUGCUCAUCUGGCUCCUCUACUGCUGCAUGCCGCACGGCGUUUUGCCCUGGCUCGCCAGCGCGCCCGAGCGCAAAUUUUCGCCGUUUGAGAAGCGGCUGCAGUGGCACGUGCUGUGCUGCCUCGCGGCGAUGCUGCUCACCAACCUGGGCUCGGCGGCGCUGAUGCUCCUCCUCAUCUCGCACGGCGACCACGAGCGCGUCGAGGCCUCGCAGCGCCUCGACAAGGCUGCGCCGGCGCAGGAGGUGAGUAGGGGCAUGGAGGCGCGGCUCAGCGAGGACCCGUGCAUCAUCUGCUUUGGCGACCUGGCCGCAGGCGCCUACCCCCCCCCCUAG